UGAGGUAUUGUGUUUGCAAGCUGAGGAAAGAAGCAACUUGUUUGGUUAUGUUUGGACCUGUGUGGACUUGUUGUGGGCGGACAGAGCUGUUGGGCGGUGACAGAUAAAAGCCCAGCUGCUCCACAGUCACUGUUUAGAACUGAUUCAGACUUCCAAGUGUUGGUCAGUCCUCCUCCCCUUGUUUUCAGCUCAACAUGUCUGUGGAAGGGAAAACUGCGGUGGUGAGCGGCGCGGCCAUGGGCAUCGGGAAAGCUGUGACAGAGAUCCUCCUGGAGAACGGUGCAAAGGUGGUCCUCCUGGAUAUAAACGAGGCUGCAGGACAGAGUUUGCUGGAGUCCCUGAAUAAAAAGCACGGAGCUGGAAAAACUUUGUUUGUGAAGUGUGACGUUGAAUCCGAGGAGCAGAUCAAAGCUGCCUUUAAAAAAACUGUUGAAACUUUUGGAGGAAUAGACAUCGUGUGCAACAACGCUGGCAUUGUGAAUGAGAGCAGGUGGGAUAAAACCAUCUCUAUAAACCUGAUGAGUGUCAUCAGGGCCACCUACAUCGCUCUGGAGCACAUGAGCAAACAGAGUGGAGGUAGAGGAGGUGCUAUUAUCAACACUGCAUCUAUGGCAGGUCUUGGCCCGUUCACAUGCUGUCCCGCCUACACAGCCUCCAAGUUUGGAGUGGUGGGUUUCACCAGAGCCAUGGCGGGUGCCUCCAAGGCGUUGGGUUAUGGGGUCCGGUUAAAUGCUGUUUGCCCAGGCUUUGUGCAGACUGACCUCAUGGAUCAAAUCCCAGAGCAACUGGGACCGUACACUGUGCUGGGUGAAUCUGUGGAACAGAUGAAGGAGAAGCUGGGAGUUUUAUCCACGUCUGACGUGGCCGAGGCCUUCCUGGAGCUGCUCAAAGAUGAGACGAAAGACGGACAGGCCCUCUUUGUGACACCGAAAAAGAGGAGUUAUGUGCAAUUCCCAUCACUUGAUUCAAAGGAGUAAAUGACCAUGAAACAGCGCCACCUACAGUCAGCUGCUGGACUGAAACCAAAGUGCAAACUGCAGCCUCAUUUUUCUUUAUUUAAUGCAGUUUACAAUUAAAUUUUUCUUUUUGAUGUACUUCCUGUAACAUUUGUUCUAAAGMAAACAGUUUGAUUCAACACCUGUGGUGUUCACAAAACUUCAUCACAAAAAGGAAGUUCAUCAAACAAUGGAAUCUGGUGUGGGCAUUUAUAUUUAUAACUUUAUUUUAGUAGUAGUAGUAGUAGUAGUUGUAGUUGUAGUCGUAGUAGUAGUCUCUGUCAAAUCUGCAGAAUUGGUUCUUGUGUUCUGUCAUGUUUUUACAUUUUUGUACAACAGACAGUGAACAGUCAGAUUUUUUAUUUACAAAAAGGAUUUGAAAAAGUUUCCUGUUGCUGUUUACGACUUCAUCACUAGAUGUCAACAUUUCAUGUAUGCUCCUUUUUAAAUGUAAUUUAAAGUCUGAUUAUACUAACCCUGUCAGAAAAUUUGUCACUUUUUCAUGUUUGAAUAAAAAAUAAUUAAGCAAAAUAAAAGAGCAGCAAAAGA
This is a messenger RNA of Austrofundulus limnaeus, 1544 nucleotides long. RefSeq names its product 15-hydroxyprostaglandin dehydrogenase [NAD(+)]. Gene Ontology annotation, molecular function: oxidoreductase activity, acting on the CH-OH group of donors, NAD or NADP as acceptor. Gene Ontology annotation, cellular component: cytoplasm. The record is from RefSeq and is a predicted model, not a curated record. Lineage: Eukaryota; Metazoa; Chordata; Actinopteri; Cyprinodontiformes; Rivulidae.